AUGAAUUUUCUAGGCAAGGUCACUUGGAAAAUGGUAUCAACUAUUAUUUUCUUGAUUGGCGCACCUGGCUCUGGAAAAGGCACGCUUGGCCGAAGACUUUGUGAACAGUAUGGCAUGUAUCAUUUCUCUGUUGGCGACUACAUGAGAGAUCUUCGCCGCUCCCCAGGUUCAUACGCAGAAGUCAUUCAGGAAGCCAUUCAAACCGCGACGCUUCUUCCCGGAAAUAUCAUUAUUCCCAUGUUGCAGCGGAAGCUGGAAAAGGAAGAGCGGGAAGGAGGGUAUCGUGUUAUUGUUAUUGAUGGGUUCCCAAGAGAAGUCGACCAGGCAGUAUCCUUCGAAGAGCAGAUCGGGAAGCCAGCCUUGGCUAUUUAUCUCAAUUGCCCAAAAGACGAAGCAAAACGAAGAUAUUUGAGCCGUAAUCUUCCUGGGAGAAUAGAGGACACUACAGAUAUGUUUGAAAAAAGAUACGCUGAGUAUGAUAAAAACAACACCCCCAUCCUCGAGCGCUAUCGUCAGACAGGUAUUCUCGAAGAAGUGGACUCAAGCACGGAGACACAGGAAUCUUACCAGACUCUUCUCGAUGUCCUGAGUCGAAACGCGGUCUGGAAUAGAAUGUUGGCAUAG
This is a messenger RNA of Ophidiomyces ophidiicola, 624 nucleotides long. RefSeq lists its product as uncharacterized. The transcript is spliced from 5 exons. Gene Ontology annotation, molecular function: AMP kinase activity; ATP binding. Gene Ontology annotation, cellular component: cytoplasm. The coding region runs from base 1 to 624 and encodes 207 amino acids. Lineage: Eukaryota; Fungi; Ascomycota; Eurotiomycetes; Onygenales; Onygenaceae. Gene Ontology annotation, biological process: nucleobase-containing compound metabolic process. The record is from RefSeq and is a predicted model, not a curated record.